Molecule: messenger RNA, 1988 nt
Organism: Petromyzon marinus (sea lamprey)
Lineage: Eukaryota; Metazoa; Chordata; Hyperoartia; Petromyzontiformes; Petromyzontidae
Cellular component (GO): centrosome
Source: RefSeq, a predicted model, not a curated record
GGCGUCACAUCCUCCACCCCCGCACGCCGUUGCCAUGGACCGCGGCGGGAAAUUUUGGCGCUCGCUGUGGCCGCGCGAGAUCGCGCGUCGGCCCCGUCGGUGCCGAGCCGCCGGAGAAGAGAAAGCAAGAGAGGUAGAGAGAGGGAGAGAGAGAGAGGCAAGUGAAGGGGUAAACCCAUGAGGGGUGCCCGUGCCUCGUUGGGCCGCAGGGCCCGUGAGGUGGCACCGGUCGGCGUGUGGCUGGAGGGGGCCGGCGAUCGGGGGGAGCCUCUGAACGCGGCUGCGGUGGCAGCGGAGCUGGAGGAGGAGAGGCUGAGUGAACUCUUCAAGGAGAAGAGGGAGAGGUUGAGGAGGUUCCAGCAGGAGGUGCAGAGGAGGGUGACUGAGCAGGCGCGGCUCAAGAGAGACCAGCAGCUACAGAGCGCCGUGCACGAAUUUGAAAAGAUAAGUCACGCGGCCAGUUUGGCAGAUGGCUUCCUGUCUAAGAGGGACACGUGCCUUUUUCGAGAUGCACCCGGCCUUCAAAUCUGCAGUCCACAGAGGAAGGGCGUCCGUAUUGCAGCUGCAGGCCAUGACCAAGAGGAGUUUGGCGAGAGAAAGCAUCCCCUCGAGGUGCCCACGUUUCGAAGACAAGCGAUGGAUAAGCUGGCAACGCGGAAAAUCGAGCCGGGUGGAAGUGCGACAUCUGAUCUGCCUGGCGAUUUCUGGAAAGUGGCCGCUUUUAAAGAUAAUCACACCUCAAGGCAAAUGCCCGUCGUACCCAGAGAGCCGGAGAGUCGUGCUGGGGAUGAGUCAGAGGAUGAUUGGACGGAGCCCGUGGAUGUGCAGGACCCUCAGGAGAAACGCGUACAGGGACCCUUGCCAAACGGCGUGACCUCUACUAUGCAGAAACAGACUCGGUACUCAACGUUGCGGAGAGUUUUUCAGGACCUUGAGAGAGAGCGAGUGAAGGAGCACUGCAGGCAAAAGGAACACCAGAAGAGAAUGGCCAGGAUCAGAGCUGCGAAGGAAAAAGCAAGGCAGAUUGAAGAACGGAAGAUCGUGUCGGCUCUUGAGGAGGAGCGGGAGAGGAAACGAAUUAUUCGGUCAAAGGACGAGCAACAAAAGGUGACGGUGACGAGGGAACUGCAGCGAAAUAAAGAAACCGUCAGGUUUAUCGAGGCGCUGAGAAUGCAAACGUUGAAAGAAAUAGAGAAGAAAAAUAUCCUGCUGCCCCCCAUGUGCUUCUGUGGCGACAGCUUCUGGGAUUCGCACCCCGACAGCUGCGCCAACAACUGUGCAUUCUACAAGAAUGAGAAGGCUUAUGCCCAGGCGCUGCGGUCCGUGCUGGCCUCCUGCAACAUGAGAAGUGGACGCACUCGCAGCCGGAUGAUUGCAAGCACGACAGCUUCGCUUGGAUGCAAUUGAUCGCGCAAGAAGAUUGGAACGCAUCUGAGAGUACCGUCCACCGAGGAGUCGGAGCGAUGAAAUGAGUUCGUGGGCCGGUGCUUGGUUGUAUUAUUACAUCGCAGGAUCGUGGAAGGUGGUGGAGGGCUUGGAUAGACCGUGGCCAAUGAUGAUGAUGGUCACCACACACACAGCUGGCAGAUAUAGACCGAAUUCACAGCCACGUGGAACAUGUCUUAAAAUAAGUCAUUUAUUUAAAAUGCACACGUUUUAUUUGUUUAAAUUUCAUGUCCGUUGGAAUAUUUCGCUGCAGAGCAAGAACAAGUGUUAAACCUCGAUUUAAAGCUUUCGUGACUGCAGGGAUUCAUCUUCUUGGUUCUUUCGGUAAAGUCACGUAGAAGGGAAAUAAUAAAAUAAUAAAAAUAUAACUUUUAUUAUUUUAACUUUUAUUAUUUCCCUUCUACGUGACUUUACCGAAAGAACCAAGAAGAAGUGUUAAACCCAUCGCGGUAAUCAAUUUUAAACAAAUACAAAUUGCAGUCAACGCAUACAUGUUUUAAAGUUAGACAUUUUUUGUUCCGAAUAAACGUUUGUUGCUACUG